CCUUGCUUUGACCUGUUGCGUCUUACCAAAAAAACAAUUACACAUCAUAAAAACAGCCAAACAGAUCUUCGUUUGUUUCUAUUUAUUCGUUUUUCUUGUCUGAUUCAAACCCAAAACAAGAACAAAAUAAAAAAAAGAAGCAGUUCUACCAAAUCACGAUAUUUACUCAAACUGCUCUUUGUCUGUUCAAAGUUUCAGAUUUGACCAUCUGGGUCCUCAAUUUCUCUCCUCUCCGAUCAUCAUAAAUUGAAGUUGAUUUGGGGGGGGGGGGCAAAAGAGAUCUUCUUUUUAGAAACAUGUUUAGUUUUUGAUGAGAUGGGUUGUGUACUGAGUCGACCCGGAUUAGUUUCUGAGUCUAGAGAUGAAGUUAGUACAAGGAUCGAGUCUAAUCGCAAAGAAUCAAACAAUGUGUCCGUUGUGACCAAAACCGAAACCACAGAGAGCACCACUACUACUAGUGUUGUUACUUCUGCUUCUGCUGGUGGUGAAGAGGUUAGGAACGGUGAAGCUAUUGUGGAGGAUUACAAAGAAGAGAAUGGAGACACCAAAGAGAGGAAACCAAAAAGGUCUGCUAAGCCUGAUCCGAGACUGAGCAACCCACCAAAGAACUUGCUAGGCGAGCAAGUAGCCGCCGGAUGGCCACCGUGGCUGACUGAAGUCUGCGGGGAAGCUCUAAACGGAUGGCUUCCACGAAAAGCUGAUUCCUUUGAGAAGAUUGAGAAGAUUGGAUCAGGAACGUAUAGUAAUGUGUACAAAGCGAGAGACUCGUUGACAGGAGCUAUCGUGGCGUUAAAGAAAGUGCGGUGCGACACUAGGGAGCAGGAGAACUUGAAGUUCAUGGCUAGAGAGAUUCUGAUUCUGAGGAGACUGAAUCAUCCCAAUGUCAUCAAGCUAGAAGGUUUGGUUACUUCGAGGAUGUCAACUAGUUUAUACUUGGUGUUCCGUUAUAUGCACCACGAUCUAGCUGGUCUCGCUGCAAGCCCUGACAUAAUAUUCACCGAACAACAGGUGAAGUGCUAUAUGAAGCAAAUACUCUCGGGGCUAGAGCACUGCCACAGCCAAGGAGUUCUUCACCGUGAUAUCAAAGGAUCAAACCUUCUUAUAGACGACGAUGGAGUUCUCAGAAUAGGAGAUUUUGGUCUCGCGACGUUCUUCGAAGCGGGUCAAAGGGAGAAGAUGACGACACGUGUUGUUACUUUAUGGUACAGAGCACCAGAGCUGCUUUACGGUGCUGUUGAGUACGGUGUCGGCAUUGAUUUAUGGAGCGCUGGUUGCAUUCUAGCCGAGUUGUUAUCCGGUAGACCGAUCAUGCCAGGUCGUAACGAGGUUGAUCAGUUGCAUAGGAUACAUAGGUUAUGUGGGACGCCUUCAGAAGAGUAUUGGAGGAAGAUAAGGCUUCCUUCUAAUCUCAAGCAUGCUAAUAACAUGCCUAAACCGCAGGUUAAAAGAAAAGUAAGAGAGGAAUACAAAGCUUUCUCUCCUGAGGCGCUUUCUCUAGUUGAUAGGCUUCUUGCUCUUGAUCCCCUUGACCGCCUCACAGCUACAGAUGCGUUGAUGAGUGAUUUCUUCAUGACGGAGCCGCUUGCAUGCGAGCCUUCUGAGCUCCCCAAGUACCCUCCAACUAAAGAGAUUGAUGCCAAGAAACGAGACGAAGAGUAUAGAAGACAAAGGGAUGCACGUAAGGUUCAUGGAGAGAGCGGAAGAAGAAUCAGACCUAGAGAACGAGCACCACCAAGAGCAAUGCCUGCUCCUGAAGCCAAUGCUGAGAAUCAAUCUAACAUCGAUAGGAUGCGUUUGAUCACACACGCUAAUGCAAAGAGCAAGAGUGAGAAGUUUCCUCCACCGCAUCAAGACGGUUCGCUUGGUUUUCAAGUUGGAUCUUCACGGAGACUUGAUCCAUCAGAGAUACCGUUUAGCUCAAACUCGUUCACUGCAACUUACUCCAAAGAGCCGUUCCAGACUUGGUCAGGUCCUUUGGCUCCCACUGAUGCGCCUGACUCGACAGGAAGGAGGAUGAAAGAUAUUAACAAGGAGAGAAGAAGGGCUGCUAAGCUUAAAGGGAAAAGAAUCGUUGUUUGAUUUGAUGAGAUUUGUUAUUAUUAUCUUCACCUCCAAGUUUCAUAAGGUUCUUCCUUUUUGAUAUGAGAAAAAAAAGAUUUUUUUUAAUUACUUUUUUGGAGGAUUAUAUGUUUCUUAUUUAUUUGAUUUGUGCAUUGUUGUACAAGAGAUUUGACAAAAAAAAAAACAUUUAAAUGAGGGAAUUACAUUCUAUGAUGUUCUAUGUAAA
Messenger RNA from Raphanus sativus (radish), 2287 nucleotides. Its product is annotated as probable serine/threonine-protein kinase At1g54610. Lineage: Eukaryota; Viridiplantae; Streptophyta; Magnoliopsida; Brassicales; Brassicaceae. The record is from RefSeq and is a predicted model, not a curated record. Gene Ontology annotation, biological process: protein phosphorylation; positive regulation of transcription elongation by RNA polymerase II. Gene Ontology annotation, cellular component: cyclin-dependent protein kinase holoenzyme complex; nucleus. The coding region runs from base 316 to 2079 and encodes 587 amino acids. Gene Ontology annotation, molecular function: RNA polymerase II CTD heptapeptide repeat kinase activity; ATP binding; cyclin-dependent protein serine/threonine kinase activity. The transcript is spliced from 9 exons.